This is a messenger RNA of Owenia fusiformis, 742 nucleotides long. NCBI's taxonomy places the organism in Eukaryota, Metazoa, Annelida, Polychaeta, Sabellida, Oweniidae. The record is from the annotation of a GenBank genome assembly.
CUACAGUGAAACCUACAACUAGCGAACCGUCUACGCCAUCACCAACCACUGCUAAAACAACUACAGUGAAACCUACAACUAGCGAACCGUCUACGACAUCACCAACCACUGUUAAAACAACUACAGUGAAACCUACAACUAGCGAACCGUCUACGCCAUCACAAACCACUGUUUUGUCAACUACAGCAAAAUCUACAACUGUUAAAACAAGUACAGCUACUACAACCAUGGCUCCUACUACUGAAGGAUCAACAACACCAAUUGGUGAUGUAUGUCCAAAAGUAUGUAAGUGCUCAACUAAGCAUCGUGAGAAAAUUGUAGAUUGUUCUAAUGCAAUGUUGCAGGAUGUCCCAAGGGGAAUACCUAAAGAUACCAACAUACUUGAUUUAAGUUCAAAUAGCAUAACAGUAUUGAAUGGAACUAAUUCUGCGCUUAAAAAUCUACCUGAGCUAAGAUUGCUGUAUAUAAUGAGCAAUACUUUGACCAUUGUUGAAACUGGUGCCUUUGAAGGUUGUGGAAAACUGAGUGAGAUUCAUUUCAGCAACAACUCUUUGGGUAACAAUGGAAUACAGCCAGGUGUUUUCAAUGACACUGCAAAUCAUAUGUAUUAUUUGUAUUUUGAGAGAAAUGGUAUGAAUGAAAAUAUCAGUGCUGAUAUGUUCAAAGGUAUGAAAUCGAUUGAAGGAAUUUAUUUUUCGUAUAACAAUUUUACAAUGUUGAAAAGGGGCAUGUUCAAAUACAC